GCACCCUUAGUGGAGGAGUGAUGCUGAAAUUGAAGCCAUUGAUAUUACAUUCGCCAUCUGUUAGGCCACAACAUGCACUGCUCACACAAUCCUCGUCUCUUCCUCUAUUGCCUACUCGGCGUGGCUUAAUCCAGCUUUCUUUUUGUGCAUCAAUGGAAUCUAAUACGACAGUGGUAAAGCUGAAACCCAUAGAAGCAACCCCAGAAAGUUUUAAAGAGUUUGGUCAGGUAAUUCAGGCCUCCCCUGAUGGGGAAGAGUUUGGUCCGAGUGAUGCUCAGCUUGACUUGAGUCGUGGCAUUCCCAGGUUUUACAUUAUGCAGCUUAAAGAUCGAUCGCUCAGAUUUUCUAAUAUAACGCAUCAUGCCAAUGUGACCCAAUGUCUUGGAUCAAUUGGCGGCAAUGUGUGGUAUCUUGGAAUUGCUAAGCCAUCUAUUGUGGAUCCAACUGAUAUCAAGGGUAGUGAUAUUGUGCAGUCACAUUGUGGGCACUUUUAUGUGCCUCCUGCUGUUGAUGAAGUGCAGGCUUUCAGAAUUUCAGGUCCUAAGUUUAUAAAGCUGAAUCAUGGUACAUGGCAUGCUGGCCCAUUAUUUACAGGUGACAAGAUGGACUUCUACAAUCUCGAGCUCAACAAUACUAAUGUGGUUGAUCACACAACACAUGACUUCAUCAAGAAGAAUGGUGUUGUUUUCGUACUGGAUGAUUAGGAAAAUCGCUCCAAACAAAGCAUUUCAAGUUUUGAAUGAACGAUAGGCUGGGGGAUAGUCAUGUUGUUUAGAGCACUACCAAUAUAUAUGUACCAUAAGUAAGGCCUGACUAGCAUUGGUUUCUGUCUUUUGCUUGUGCUGCUAACAAUCCUAAAUAGCAGCAUCAUUUUCUACACUUGGCAACCACACUCUGCCCUGGUAAUUGCUUUGUAUUUGUAAAUGCUGCUCAAGACAAUCUAUUUAUUAGUUUUUCUAUCCA
Messenger RNA from Lycium ferocissimum, 963 nucleotides. RefSeq lists its product as uncharacterized. Lineage: Eukaryota; Viridiplantae; Streptophyta; Magnoliopsida; Solanales; Solanaceae. Gene Ontology annotation, molecular function: ureidoglycolate hydrolase activity. Bases 21 to 704 code for a protein of 227 amino acids. The record is from RefSeq and is a predicted model, not a curated record. The transcript has 3 exons.